This is a messenger RNA of Guillardia theta CCMP2712, 855 nucleotides long. RefSeq lists its product as hypothetical. The transcript has a single exon. NCBI's taxonomy places the organism in Eukaryota, Cryptophyceae, Pyrenomonadales, Geminigeraceae. Bases 1 to 855 code for a protein of 284 amino acids. The record is from RefSeq and is a predicted model, not a curated record.
AUGGCGACUGGAAUGUUGCGGGUGGUGGGGAGGUUGAGGGACAUCCUAAUCAAAGCGAUAGAGACAGACGAGGGAGAUGUGAGGGAGGAGAUCUUGAAUGAUCUUCUCUCGGAUGUGUGCAGCCCAAUCGAAGAGGAGGUCAGACAUACUGGGGAGCUCAAAGAAUACGGCGAGGAGUGCAGAUACUACUACGAGGCAAUCAGCAUGUUUGUUGUGAAAGAGAAAGAUGGACUGGAAUUCACAAAAAGUUUGGUGACGCUCUUCACUUGUCUUUGGGACGUGUGGGAAGUCAGAUGCACAUACGCACUAACGAUGCACCGAUGGCUAUUCCGGAACAACUUUGAAGAGCACAGUUUGAAAUCCAUGAUGGUCAUGAUUAAGGGCGCGAACUCUUUGUUUUGGUCAGACGUCAAUGCUCUCUCAGAGCUUUACCGUCCUCUGUUUGUUUUCCUUAUUUCACAGCUCACAAACCAAGAGGACUGCCUCGGAGACAUGGACACGGCGGUUUACGCCGAUCUCUUGAAGCUUGCAUCUCGAUUCAUUUGUUACUACGACCUGUCGGGCUGUGAAGCAUCUCACCUGCAAGAUCUGUCGACGUUCAUUUCUAUGAUACACUCAAGUCAAUGGUUCCAUCGAACUUGCGACGAGGAUGAAAGUUCUUCCAUGGGGCUGAACGAGGGAUCCUCGGGGUGUGUCAUUGAACCAGCUUCUAUCGUGGUGAUGGAGAUCGUUCAUCAGCUGAACAGCAUCUGUAUCGAGGAGGCCUUGUGCAGAUACGUAGAAGGGGUAAGCUCUUUGAAGCCAGAGCUUGUCAACUGUCUGGAUUGGCAAACGAGAAUCAAGUUACAGGUUUGA